Molecule: messenger RNA, 1399 nt
Organism: Salvelinus fontinalis (brook trout)
Lineage: Eukaryota; Metazoa; Chordata; Actinopteri; Salmoniformes; Salmonidae
Product: CD209 antigen-like protein C
Exons: 6
Coding region: 612-1397 (261 amino acids)
Source: RefSeq, a predicted model, not a curated record
AGAUACAACAGUAGAAGUUACAGCAUUAGAAGAUACAACAGUAGAAGUUACAACAGUAGAAGUUACAACAGUAGAAGAUACAAGAGUAGAAGAUACAACAGUAGAAGUUACAACAGUAGAAGUUACAACAGUAGAAGUUACAACAGUAGAAGAUACAACAGUAGAAGUUACAACAUUAGAAGUUACAGCAUUAGAAGAUACAACAGUAGAAGUUACAACAGUAGAAGUUACAACAGUAGAAGAUACAACAGUAGAAGUUACAGCAUUAGAAGAUACAACAGUAGAAGUUACAACAGUAGAAGUUACAACAGUAGAAGAUACAAGAGUAGAAGAUACAACAGUAGAAGUUACAACAGUAGAAGUUACAACAGUAGAAGUUACAACAGCAGACAUUACAACAGUAGAAGUUACAACAGUAGAAGUUACAACAGUAGAAGUUACAACAGUAGAAGUUACAACAGUAGAAGAUACAACAGUAGAAGUUACAACAGUAGAAGAUACAACAGUAGAAGUUACAACAGUAGAAGAUACAACAGUAGAAGAUACAACAGUAGAAGUUACAACAGUAGAAGUUACGAUUUGAAGACGAAGAACCUAAUUAAAUAAAUACCAUGGAUAUUGAUGAUAGUAUAUAUGCCAAUCAAAGACCCGUCGUGCCCCGCAGGAAGGAUGGAGCGGGUGAUCAACAUUCAGUGUCUUGUCAGUGUUGGAAGAGAUACUCUGGAGCAGCUGCAGUGUGUCUGGGGCUGCUGUGUGUUCUCCUACUGGCUGGGAUCACAGGCCUGUUACUCUACCAGAGAAACCAGUUGACCAGCUCCAACACCCUGACCAAAGAGAGGGACCAGCUACAGACAAGCGACAACAACCUGACUGCAGAGAGAGUCCAGCUACAGACUAGCAACAACACCCUGACCAAAGAUGAAGACCAGCUACAGACCAGAUACAACACCCUGACCAAAGAGAGAGACCAGCUACAGAAAGAGAUAAAACGUCUGAAACAAUCUACAGUUGAGAAAGUGUGUCCUCAAGGAUGGAAGAAGCUUGGUAGCAGUUGUUACUACGUCUCUACUAAGUACAAAUCCUGGAAGGAGAGCAGACAGGACUGCAGAGACAGAGGAGCAGACCUGGUGGUCAUCAAGAGCCAAGAACAACAGAUAUUUGUCAAUUGGUUAUGCGGAGUAAAGAAAUAUGUCUGGAUUGGUCUGACUGACUCUGUUACUGAGAGGACCUGGAAAUGGGUGGACGACACACGACUGACCACAACGUAUUGGUACAGUGGAGAGCCUAAUGGUGGAAGAGCUGAGAACUGUGUGUAUUUCUACUCCUGGUCAUCAGACACAGGAGAAUGGUGGGACUAUUACUGUUACUAUAAAUACAGAUGGAUCUGUGAGAAAUAGGA